Molecule: messenger RNA, 537 nt
Organism: Aegilops tauschii subsp. strangulata
Lineage: Eukaryota; Viridiplantae; Streptophyta; Magnoliopsida; Poales; Poaceae
Biological process (GO): regulation of DNA-templated transcription
Molecular function (GO): DNA binding; DNA-binding transcription factor activity
Source: RefSeq, a predicted model, not a curated record
AUGCGGCGCUCGCCUCUCUUCCUCUUCCACUGCCACGCGCGCCUCCACCGCUCCAGCGCCCCGCGACCGACGCGCCACGCCACCGCUUCCGUUGCUUCCGCUGCCACGCGCGCCACCGCUCCAGCGCCCCGCCACCGACGCGCCACCAUGCCGCCGCGCCGCCGAGGAGCGUCGGGCUACCUUGGCGUCCGCCAGCGCCCCAACGGCGGGUUCUACUCCGAGAUACGGUCCGGCCAACUCCGGCUCGGCCUCGGCACCUUCGAGACGGCGCACGAGGCCGCCCGCGCGUACGACGUGGCGGCGUGGCGCCUAGGCAGGCCGCGCCCGCAGAUGAACUUCGACGACGUCCACACGCUCCAGCAGGCGCUGGACGUCGCCCCGCCGCCUCGUCUUCGCACGGCACAAGACCGUGCGGAGCACGCUGAGCGGCAGCGCCGCCUCCUCGUCGCCCAUGAGGACGAGCGGACCAUGGUGGAGUGGCGCCGGCGCCACCCGGAGGACGUCACCUACGAGCAAGCCUACUGUUGGGGAACGUAG